Fusarium sp. VM40 is the source of this 1368-nucleotide messenger RNA. The record is from the annotation of a GenBank genome assembly. Lineage: Eukaryota; Fungi; Ascomycota; Sordariomycetes; Hypocreales; Nectriaceae.
AUGCCCCUUUCGAGAAGCCCUUCACCUGUCCCUGGCAGCGGCGGCGGCGGCUGGUCUAGCCCAGGCUUGGGCCUUGACAGCGGAAAAUCGACUCCUAUAAACGUGAGCAGUGGACCAGUUGCAUGGGAAUCGGCUAAGAUGCGACCUCACAACCCCAACACAUUCUCUUCGUUUUCGAGCGAGAACAAAGGCUUCUUCAGCAGGCAUAUGCGACGACUAUCGAGCAGCCUUCCUCAGUUCAACGGGCAGCGCGAUACUUGGAAGGAGAAGAAUGGACGAGGGCCGCGAUGGAUUCGAAAAGUGCCGCUCGCCGGUAGAAUAAGAUCGAUCUAUGGACGAAUGGGCAGAAGGCUCAAGAUGAUUUUACUCCUCAUGCUAGUAGCGGCCAUCUGCUACACCAUCUUUUACACAACUCCCCUUGUGUACUACUGGCGAAGAUCGUUUGGCGGCGGUAACAAGUUCGUGAUUAUUCUGGGCGCAAAUGUUGGAGGAGGCGUUAUGGAGUGGAAGGGUGCCAGAGAAUGGGCUGUCGAGCGAGACAGCGUGCGGAAUAAGCGAAAAUACGCCAACCGAUGGGGCUACGACUUGGAAAUCGUCGACAUGAGUACCAAGAAGAAGUAUGCGCACGAAUGGCGAGAGAGUUGGGAAAAGGUUGACUUCGUUCGUUCAACCCUGAGGAAGUACCCAAAAGCUGAAUGGGUUUGGUGGCUGGACCUGAACACUUUUGUCAUGGAACCCUCUGUGUCGCUUCAAGACCACAUUUUCAAUAAUCUGGAGCAAGAAGUUGAGCGCGACAUCAACUACUUCAACCCCCGAAACAUCUCGCACCCUUUCACCGAAAACUACCUGGACGAUGUCUCGCGAAGCCCUGUAGGAGAUGGUAAGGCCAACUCGAUCAACAUGCUCAUGACACAAGACUGCGCCGGCUUCAACCUGGGAUCAUUCUUCAUGCGACGUAGCGACUGGACCGACCGACUCCUCGACGUGUGGUGGGACCCGGUCACGUACGAGCAGAAGCAUAUGCAGUGGGAGCACAAGGAGCAAGAUGCGCUGGAUCAGCUUUACCAGACGCAGCCGUGGAUUCGCAAGCACAUGGGCUUCCUGCAUCAGCGGAAGAUUAACAGUUUCCCACCUGGAGCUUGCAACCCUGACGGCGGUCCCAAGGACAAGCACAUCCACUAUGAGGAGAGCCAGCGUGAUUUCAUGGUCAGCCUGGCAGGCUGCGAAUGGGGUCGCGACUGUUGGGGUGAGAUGUACUACUACCGCGAGUUCAGUUACUGGCUCAACCGAAACCCUUGGGAGCGGUUCAAGGAGGAUCUCAUUGCGGUCAUCUGGUUCAAGCUCACCGGCAAGAAGGUCAAGUUGUGA